Molecule: messenger RNA, 2007 nt
Organism: Venustampulla echinocandica
Lineage: Eukaryota; Fungi; Ascomycota; Leotiomycetes; Helotiales; Pleuroascaceae
Exons: 4
Coding region: 1-2007 (668 amino acids)
Biological process (GO): endoplasmic reticulum to Golgi vesicle-mediated transport; intra-Golgi vesicle-mediated transport; endocytosis
Cellular component (GO): Golgi apparatus
Molecular function (GO): protein binding; GTPase activator activity
Source: RefSeq, a predicted model, not a curated record
AUGUCGGGAGCAUUGAGCAAGCGGCAGCAGGCGCGCAAUGAGCGCACCCUUCAGGAUCUUUUAAAGUCGGUGCCGGGAAACAAUGUCUGCGCAGAUUGCCAGGCAAGGAAUCCAGGAUGGGCCAGUUGGAGUCUAGGAAUAUUUCUGUGCAUGCGAUGCGCCGCCCUGCAUCGUAAAAUGGGUACACACAUAACGAAGGUCAAGUCCCUAAGCAUGGAUUCUUGGUCCAAUGAACAAGUCGAGAACAUGAAGCGUGUCGGCAACGUCGCGUCAAACCGAACAUACAACCCUAAGAACUCCCGGCCUCCUAUCCCAAUCGAUGCCGACGAAGCGGACUCUGCGAUGGAAAGGUUUAUUAGACAGAAGUACCAGGAGACUGUUGUUCAGGCUCCUGUACGGCAUAAUACUGGGAGGAGUACAGGCUCGGAUGAGCCCCCGCCUCUUCCACCGAAGACCGGUGGCAGAUUCGGAUUCAGAUCUGCCUCCUCGAUAUUCCCACUGUCUUCCAAAUCCAAGCAAAAUGCGGCACCAACACAUUUCGAUUCGGCACACCGGCGAUCGCCCUCUCCCCCGAGGAGUAAGCCCUCCCGAGUAUUUGGAGCAUCUAUGGCUCAUGAAGCCCAAGAUGACCUGGACGGGAAACUGUCGACUUUACGCGAUAUGGGAUUCAAGGACGAGCAUAGAAAUGUAGCUGUACUGAAGGGACUUUCAGGUAAUCUAGAGAAAUCUAUCGAAACGCUCGUCCGGCUUGGAGAAGGCAACGGAUCUGGAGGGGGGGCGAAGGCUGGAGACACCUCAGGACCCUCCUCUGGUUCCCGGCCACCAAUAAGACCAACAGCUGGAAUAUCGAUAGGGCGGGCAAGGGAGAAGUCUCCGCCCAGAGCAUCGACUAAUCCAUUUGAUAUGCUCGAUGCGCUGCCUCCACCUCCACCCGCGAAACCACAAGCUUCUCAAGCCGCGGAAUUCAAAGCCCUACCGCAAAGUCCCAUAGCAGGAAACAACCCGUUCCAGCAAGCUUCCAAUUCGAAUCCGUUUGGACUGAUGCCUUCUCAAUCGCAAGUAAACCUGACUCAAACGUUCCAAAACAUGGAUAUUUCCUCUUCACAACCUCUAUUCCCAAAUCACACCGGCGGUUUUCCCGGUCCGAGUCCCCAACAGCCGCAACACCAACAACUCUAUCAACAAUCCAUGACACCUCCUGUCCCUUCUCUACCGCAACAAUACUACCCCCCGAUUAUUUACGAAAACUCCGCACAACAGCAGCAGCAGCAAGUUCAAAGCUCUAACUACAACCCCUUCCUACAGCAGCAGCAGUCGGUCCAGGCACCAACCCUCAACACCAAUUUCCAAAGCAACCCUUUCCUUAAACGAUCACUUCCGGGGACCCCGAGUUAUUACCAAAGCCCCGUAGAGCAAUCGCCGCAGCAGCCAUCCAUGGUUUCAAGUUAUUAUGGUCAGCAAAAUCAACCGCAAACAGGGUCGAAUCCUUUCCUGCAAGGCAACCAGUUUCCACAGCAGCCCCAGCAACAUCAAGGCUAUCAGCAGCAGCAACAACAGCAGUACCAGCAGUUCCCGCAGCAAACCCAUCCCUUGUUGUCUCAACAGACUGCUAGGCCAGAUAAACGCAGUAUUCUUGAUUUAUACAACUUCCCUCAAUUAGCACCAACACCUGUGCAACAACAACAGCAGCAGCAAGAUCCCGGGCAGGCCCAAUACCCACCCAGCAAUCCUGCAGCUGCCGUACCUCAGCAACAAGUGUUAAGUGCUUCGAAUCCACUCGCGGCCCAAAUAGCAGGGAAUAGAAACCCAUUUAUGACAAACGGAGGAGGAGGAGGAGGAGCACAAAGUCCAGGUGCUGAAUCUGGGGGGAAUAUGGCGCCAUUUCCCCCUCCAAACGGAGCUAGACAUAUCAGUCGGGAAAGUGUAAACAUUGACAUUGGUGGUUGGCAAAACGGUCGGCAUAGUCCCGAUGCGUGGGGCACAAUAAGUGCUAGAUCUAUGAGGUAG